CUGGUUGAAUGAGCAGACCGUCUGUUUGUGCAUGGUUACAGUUUGUCUCAUUCAAACUACAGACCAGAAGCUUUCCUUCCUGCUUAUCACCUGCCCCCCACCCCCUGAAAUUGUCCUCCUGUCCUUAUAUCACCACCUGGAAGCUCCACCUUCGCAAUAUGGCAGAGGCCCUAGCAUCCACCUCCUCUGAGGAUGGCCUGCCUCUGCAGUGGAAACUUUCCAAUCAACGAAGCAGGAAAUCUGGAUGCUCCAACAUCUUUACAGGGCUCAACCUGCACCAGCUACACAGGCUGUUUAGAACAGCAGGAGACAGAGAUGCUGAACAUCGGGCUAAGCUGGUGUGGCGAGGGAUGGAUUCAGAUAUAGAGGGGGCACAGGAGGCGAAGGAGGAGGAAGGGGAGGACAGCGAGGAAGAGGCAGGGCUGGCCCAGGCCUUGGUGGGGCUCCGAGUCCGAGCAAGGAACAAAGCUGGUAUCAGAGCGGAGGGACACAGAGACCACAAGUGGCUCAGAGCAUCAGGUUAUCUCAGGAUUGAGGAGCCAUUAUCCGGCUACCCUGUCGAGGAUGAGGAGGCUGACAUAGCGCCCAGUUCGGGAGAAUUUCUGUCGGCGACUGAAAAAGACACCUCAGAGAACCAAAACCCCUUUAAACCCUCCUCGUGGAGGUUGGGUGUGGCAAGACAUGAGGGUGCCAGUCGCUCUGAACGCUACCUUCACCGCAUCAUCCACUAA
Messenger RNA from Perca flavescens (yellow perch), 731 nucleotides. RefSeq names its product arginine vasopressin induced 1 (gene avpi1). The transcript is spliced from 3 exons. Lineage: Eukaryota; Metazoa; Chordata; Actinopteri; Perciformes; Percidae. Bases 9 to 731 code for a protein of 240 amino acids. The record is from RefSeq and is a predicted model, not a curated record.